AUGGGUGGCGGCAGCGUGCUGGGUGGUCACGGCACACUGAUGAGCACGGCGGGCAUGAGCAAUAGUACGGUCGGUGGCGGCGGUAUGUCUGGCAUGGGAGCUCCUCCUGGCAGCUUGUUACAACAGGGCGGUGUUGGCGCCAAUGGCGGUGCACCCGGUAAUGUUUACGGCAAUGUCAAUGGUGGCGGUGUUGGCGGUGUUGGGGGUGUUGGUGGCGCCGGCGUUGGCGGUGGGCAAAGCACAGCGCCCGGUUCGGUUAUCGAUUCGCGAGCUGUAUCCGUGGUGGUUACUCUGCCCGGCGGGCCGGGCUCCCAACAUCCGGGGCAGGCGUUGAGCGACUAUGGUCCCAUAUAGUUAAUGGUACGCCCGGACACCGCGCACUGGGUCUCAACGAGUAGCUUCAGCCAGCUGUAAGAGCGCAGUUGUCAGCUCCAGCACCUGAACGAAGUCUCAUUCUACUCUAAACAUCUCUUGAUCUCUAUCUCUGUCUCAUUUCUCUGUGCUGCACUAUUAGCUAUUUCUUUUUCAGAGGUUUGAAAAGCAAAGCCAUAUUAAUUUUUUGUAGCCGUAGUUUGUUUACAGAGUUUGAACUAUUUGCGUAACAUUCUAGUCGAAAAAAUAAACAAAAAGCCUUUGAAAAAUGUUAAAGCGCUCAGAAGAACGAAUAAGAGAAAGAGACCGAGAGAGAGAGAGCGAGAAAGUUGAAGCGCAAGUUACCGUUAGCCAGGCGCGUUUGUUCUGCAGCCUCCCCCAUUUAAAGCAUCUGUUCUUUUUUGGUUCUUUCCAUUAGUUUCUUCAACGAAAUAGACUGAGAAAACAAAAUGAUAAGUAAAUACAAUACACAUAACAAAUAGAAAUCGCGAAGAAGAGAACAACAAAAGAGAGCUAAAGCGAAAGAAUAAACUCUGCCCACACUGCCAAGUCAGAGCCACGAGCCAUAUUUCGAAAUUACAAGUAACUUUUAAUCAAACUACCUAAACUAUUAACCUUAAACCUAAACCUAAAGCUAUACCUAAACCUUAAACAUAGAGAAAACAAAAAACAAAACACAUAUUUCGAAUUCGCAUUCGCAUAGAAAACUACGAUUAGUAAGGGUUGUCGCAGUAUCAGAAUGAGAGAGCGCACAGUGUUGCAAGGAAACCAUUUGUAAAUUAUUUAAUCUAACUUAAGGCAUUAUCCAGCACUAUUUUUUGUACAUAUUUUCAAAUUGCUCUUAGUUUGUAAACGACUUUUUUUAUAACUUACAAUCCUAAACUAAACUAAAAACGUAAACUAAACUAAACGAAAACAAAAACAAAAUAGAAAUAUGAGGACAUCAAACGUAAUUUGCAUUUUAGCGUCACAGGCAGCGCUGCAUUUAAGCUCAAAAAUUGAAUUUAAUUUUUACAAAAAUUCCCUAAAAACACAACAAAAAAAAAACAAAUGAAAAAAUAUAAUAUACGAAAAGUGUAUGGAAGAAGAUUUUGCCAAGUUCAGCUGCAGCCAAACGCAGGGCAUUUUUUGCAUUUAUAAAGCAAAGGAAAAUUGUAUAAAGUAAACAUUUAUAUAAUAGUAUUAAAUAAAUGUAAUGUUAGUUGUAAACGGAAAUCCCCAAAAAAACGAAAAAAUAUCUUUCAAGCAUUAAAAACUAUUGUAUUUUUAUUUAAUAUUUGCAUAUAUUUAUAUAUAUUAAUAUAUAAAUAUGAUGAUGUAAGGAAAAGCGACAAUUUAACUGUUGGCAUUUUAAAACCCGCAUCACAUACGAAAGAAAACAAAAACAAAGCAAAACAAUUAUAUAAUAAAUUAUAUAAUAUAGCGUAGAAACUAUGUGUGUAAUGUUUUAGCAACUAUAACUAUUUCUAUAAACAAAAACAAAAAAAAAAAAACGAAAACAUGAAAAGUUGUAAUAAAAAUUAUUUAAAAAAACACAAAUUUAUCUUAUGAGUUCUUCAUUUCUGUAUUAUUUCUUUAUUUCAUUUUAAACGUAAGUUUAUUAUUUCAGCGUAUUUCAACUUUUAAUAAGGAUGUUUGCAUGCUUGCUUUAUUUAUAAUUCUGUUUAAAUUUGUUUAACUUUUAGCAUUUACACGAGAACCCUCAACACUUAUACGUAUCAUAAAAACGAAGCUCUCCAAGUUAAGCGAACAAAAGAACAAACGAUAAGCAAAAAAACCAAAAAGUAAACAUUAAUUAGCAAAUUUCUCUAAAUGACGUACAAUGUUUAAUAUACAUACAUAUAAUGAAAAGUAAAACAAUAACAAAUUACCAAAUACGAAAUACGAAAAUACAAGAUACGCGUACUAUUCGAUGUUGUUAAUAAGCUUAAUGAACAAAUAAAAAAAAAAUAAACAUAAAGAAUAUUGCUAGCCAGUAGCAUUUAGUUUGCGAGGAAUUUGUGCGAAAUCUUUAAAGAAUUUCUCACAUUUCGGCGUUUUACAUUUUAGUUUUGGGCGUAAAUAGUAAACGCUUUUAUCAAGAAAGUAAAAUUAAUAAAUCAUUAUAAAGUAAAAUAUACUUAUUAAAGGCUAAAGAGUGUAACGAAUAUACGUAAAUGACAACCAGUCAAAAGGCAAAUGUAAAAACAAAAAACAAAAAAAAAAAAAACAGAAAAA
Drosophila sulfurigaster albostrigata is the source of this 2589-nucleotide messenger RNA. RefSeq lists its product as uncharacterized. The record is from RefSeq and is a predicted model, not a curated record. The transcript has a single exon. NCBI's taxonomy places the organism in Eukaryota, Metazoa, Arthropoda, Insecta, Diptera, Drosophilidae. The coding region runs from base 1 to 354 and encodes 117 amino acids.